Dermacentor albipictus is the source of this 2595-nucleotide messenger RNA. The record is from RefSeq and is a predicted model, not a curated record. NCBI's taxonomy places the organism in Eukaryota, Metazoa, Arthropoda, Arachnida, Ixodida, Ixodidae.
UGCCAAAACUUCUUAAAUACAGACCCGGAUUCCCUCUUUUGGCCAUUCCCUUUAUGUCUAACGAGAGUAUCGGCUGGCCAUGGAAAAUUCCAGCUAUCCGCUGCCGCCGCGCCCCAGCCAAGGCCUCCCAAUGCUGAGGGCGUCGAGAAUCCACGAUUUCGGGCACCUUCCUGGCCAAGCAUGGCUGCAUGUCCUCGAGUACCUCGACGCAGAGUCGCGCCUGAACGUUGGUGACAUCGGACCCAACUUUAAGGAGCUAGCUGUCGACAACGUCGCACUCUUGCGGACCAUACGAUGCGACGCCCACAGCGACGCGGCCUCCUUGCGAUGGCUCCUCGAGCUAGGCCGAUGCGCGCACGUGAGGAGGCUGUACCUGAACGACUGUGUCGUGGCGCGUCCUGCGGAGCUGCUUCAGUGCAUCGUCAUGUGUACAUCCCUGACCGAACUGUACUGCGUCCGCUGCCCGCUGGACCUCGAAGCGCUUUUUUCGACCACGUGUCUUCUUUUCCUGCGGAGGCUGGAGUGGACGCUGCGCUGCGACGAUAGGCUGCAACGUUGCUUCGAGGGCGCGAAAGCAGGCCGCUUCUCGUUCGCCCUGAGCGCGCCGCUGUCCGACAUGUACGUGGAAGUGGAGAGCGACGAGCACCCCAGCUACCCUUUCCUGGAACUGGUGCUGCGCCGAUGCCGGAAACUGCGGCGCCUUCACGUGCACGCCGUGAAGGACACCUGCGGGACCUCGGUGCAGCAGUGCUCGACGCUCGCCGCAACGGACUGCACAGAGUGGCUCCACACGUUCGUGUUCACGACAGACGCAGACGUGACGACGAUGCGCAGGUGCACCGAGAGCGUGUCGCAACGCGCCCUGGAGUUGCAGCGCAACGCGCUCGUGUGUGGAAACGUCGUCGUAGACUGCAGGGACGCAGUCUCGAGCUGCGUCCGGCUCGACGACCUCGCGCGUAGUCCCCGGUGGCUGGGCACCCAAAAGCAGGUUGUCCUCGUAACUGACGUCGCGGCCACGCGCCAAUUCGCCUUUGUCGCCGCUGCUUGCGCGUGGCAAACAGUUAGAGCCCUGACGCUGGUCUCGCCGAUCCUGCAAGCGCCGGAUUUACCAGGGGCACCCAGAUUGUGCGACGGCAUCGCCACUUUGCUGUACGCCUGCGGCAACGUCACCGAACUCAACCUGAAUGCGUUCCACUUUCCCGAAAGCGCCUCCUUCUCUCGUUUCCCGGGGAGCCUUGUCCUUCUGCGGGCCCUUUCGGUGGCCCCCUGUUUCCUAAUGGGGCAGCGCUUCUGCCUGGAGUCGCUCGCGAAGGUGUGUGUCAGGCUCGAAGAGCUCGAUGUGCGCGCCAACUACGUUGGAAUCGCCAAGGACGCGUGCGUGCCUUGCAGCGAGGGUGCGUUUUCUCUGCGCCCACCGGAGCGCCGAAAUCCGCUGCCCGAGAAGCUGAUUCGUCUGAAAAAGCUCACGCUUUCGUACACGGCUCAGCUGAACUGGUUCGCCUUCGUCAACGCUUGCGACGUCGCCGAGCUGCGACUGUGCGGCCGUGACUUCGACCUUGGACGAAGCAGCUACGCUGCGCUGAGCUUGUUGCUGGCCGGCAAUCACCGACUGUUUGCUCUGCUCGUUCAGGGAGACGGCUUGCGCCUGGACGACGACCGUUUGAUGCUCGACGUGACGAAAGCGCGGAACUUGCGCUACUUGUGCCUCCUCUCGAACGUGCGACUUCCUUCCGCCGUGGUGGAGCGGUCGGGGCACGAACUAGUGCGGGCGCUGCCCGCGCUGAUGGCCUUGCACGCGCAGUUCAGGCACGUCCACACCGGUCAACUGGAACGUGUCUCCUGGAUUCGCCAAGGCUACGGCCACCGCUACGAGCCUCGUCGGUACAUGACUGUUGCCAACAGGUCUUGCGCACUGUGCACCACCUCGACGUUCAUCGGGCUCGCGAAGCCGCGCUGUUAGUACCAUGUUGUGAGCUCUAAGUGGAGGGGGGGGGGAGAUUGGUCUCGCGUUUUAUCUUUUGACGACGUCCUUUAUUGGCACGCGUAAAUGUAUGGUCUCUCCACUCUUGUUCGCAAUCCCGCAGCCUCCUGCAGUUACAGAAAGCCCGCCUUGAAGUUCGUGGGAGCCAACGGCAGGUUCCACGUGAAAGUGUUCUAAAUGUGCGUUUACCGCUGUUCCGCUGUCGCAUACAUCUGCAUGAGCGGCGAUGCCAAACGUUUCCACAGCUGACGUCCUCACAACCGAUUCUAAAUCGGAAACGAACACCAAAACCGUGGUGUGCUCUAAGGCAUUCGUUUCCAGGUUUUGAAGUCACUCGGUAGGCAUUGCGUAGGUGUUCUGGUGGGUAGAGCCUUCUAGAUAUUUGGUAAUCGGUGAAAUUUUACAUUACAGUGUGGAUAAAUCCGAGUGUGCGAUUUAGUGUUUAUUUUUGUCACCUUUUAUCCUUCUCUGAUGUAGCAUCUGUCGUCUUUUUUUAACUUCAUAUUGACGUGUGCUUAGUGAAAUAAAAAUAAGUACCAUCUUAUGUCUGACAAAUUGGUAGAAACAAUGCUGCUUUACCUUCUUUUUAACAUGAUGAUGCCCACAUGACAUAU